CCUUAGGGGGCACUUAGAUUUAUCAUGUUUCUCUUUCCUUUCCUGGUUCUUUUCGUACAAAAGUAAUAAUAAUAAACAAUAAUAUAAAUAAAUAAGCAAUACAGAUUCUAUCUCAGCUGAUCUCCUUCUGAUUCAACCACAAAAACAACACAGUAUCUUUCAAACUUGUCAUUUUUUCAAAAUUCAGAAAAAAAUCUAUAUAAUAUUUGCUGAUUGCGUAUACCAAAAGCACUUCUGGUUCUGUUAAUCAAAUGAAUUAUGUUGUAAAUAAACCUCUGUUCAUCUCCACCAAACCCAUUUCCGUGACACAUGGAAACCAAUGAUAAUUCCCCUAAUAAGUGCUCAAUUGAUUACUUUUACAAUAUGUGCAAACAAGCAAGACUUAUUGACUUUUACAAGAUUUUAGAAGUUGAUUAUGAUGCAACUGAUGAGAAGAUCAGGUUAAAUUACCGAAGACUUGCACUGAAGUGGCAUCCUGAUAAGCACAAUGGUGAUAGUACUGUUACUGCAAAAUUCCAAGAGAUAAAUGAAGCCUACAAAGUGUUGAGUGAUCCUGCCAAACGCCUUGAAUAUGAUUUCACUGGGAUUUAUGAGAUUGAUAAGUAUACUUUGCGGGAAUAUCUUGCCAGAUUUAAAGGAAUGAUUCUUACCUGCAAUGGGCUUGGCAUUAGUCAACCAUCUAUAUGGACGCCACAACUGAAAGAAACCAAUGACUUUGCAGAUAAAUAAGAUCUGUUCAUUACAAUGUUGGUGAGAUAGACCUCUUAAACUUGCUCUUGUCGACUCAGAUCUCUGCAAUUGAAAAUUUCCAAUUCGCAUGAAUUUCAGAAUUACUGUGUGAAUUGAAGGAGUAGAUUGUAUGGAAUUGCCAAGGCAGCUGCAGAUGGGCCUGAGUAUGUUUGUACUGUUACAUUUUAUACAGUAUCAAUCCAUAUCAGUAAUUAGGAAAUAAUUCUUUCGAGAAGAAAGCUCAUUUUAUGUGGCUCUGAGAUAUAUUGAGAUGUGAAUAUGUGAAAGAUACGAUUUACCCAUUCGAUUCAAUUCAAUCAUCUAUCAUCUGUCGACUAA
This is a messenger RNA of Mangifera indica (mango), 1068 nucleotides long. RefSeq names its product chaperone protein DnaJ. Lineage: Eukaryota; Viridiplantae; Streptophyta; Magnoliopsida; Sapindales; Anacardiaceae. The record is from RefSeq and is a predicted model, not a curated record. The transcript has 7 exons. Gene Ontology annotation, cellular component: nucleus; cytoplasm. Bases 310 to 729 code for a protein of 139 amino acids.